AUGCCGCGCAGGCAAUCCCAGAAGCGUGCGCCGCAAGACCACACUGCGCAGAAACCAGCGCAGAGACGCCAGGCCAGCCGUGCUCAAGAUGCUCUAGCUAUCGCUGAGGCAGAUACCAAAACCAGAUUGGGUAUCCGUCGGAGUCGUCUCGGUGUCUCCGACGACAAAAAUGAACGCAAAAGACACUCCGCUCGCGAUAACGAUGACGAUGAAGACGACAACGACGAGCAAGGACCAAUUCACAAACGCCGCAGAACCGGAGCCGAAUAUGACAGUGCCGAUGGUGGCAGCGAUAGCGAAGGUCACGAAUGGAAGUUGGGACAAGUCGACAGUGACGACGAUGAAGAGCUAGACAGUGAUGAGGCUCUGGGAUCCAGCGACGAGGAGCGGUUUGAGGGUUUCACAUUCCGUGGAAGUGCUUCAAACAAGUCCAAGUCCAAGAAAGCCCCACCGAAAAAGCGCCCCGAGAUCACUCUGUCUGAAGACAUGGACGAGUCUGAGGAUAACAACUCUGACGAGGACGACGAGGACGACCUAGGAGAAGAUGCCGUGGAUCUACUUACAGCUUGGGAUAUGAAUACGGCUGAAGAAGAGUCAGAGGCUAAGCAAGCUGCUACCAGGGCCAAGAAAGCCGCUGCUGGCGCUGACAGCGAUGAAGAUUCGGGUUCUGAAGGCGAUAGCGAGAGUGCCAGCGAUGACGACUCCGAUAUGUCCGUAUCCGACGACGACGACGCCCAACAGGACGGUCUGGCCAAACUACAGGAUUUCGUCCAGUCAAUGGGAACCAACAAAUCUACAAGGACCAAAAGAACACAGGAGCAGAGCAACCCAACUGAGUACGGCUUGACAGCGUCUCAGAAAUUGACUGUUGCCGACCUUCUUCCUUCAAUUACGGAUUCUCGUCUCAAAAGCUCGCUCAAGCACGUUGACGCCACACCUCAAGCAUCAAAAUCGGGCAUCCCGGGCAAGCUAGACGCCCCAUUGGCAAAGCGCCAACAGGAUAAAAUCGACCGUGCCGCCGCCUACGAAAAGAGUAAAGAAACCCUUGACCGAUGGCUGGACACUGUCAAGGCCAACCGCAGAGCCGAGCAUCUCGUAUUCCCUCUGCCCAACCCCGAUGGCGAACAAGUUCACCGCAUGGAUGUCGCCAAGCCGACUACCGACCUCGAGAGCACGAUUCAGAACAUCUUGGCGGAGAGUGGCCUUGCCGACGGCAAGUCUGCGGAGGAUCAGUUUCAGAACUUCGAAGAGCUCCAGUCUCGUUCAUUGCCUAUUGAAGAGAUCCGCGCCCGACAAGCUGAGCUACGGAAGCGACGCGAUCUGCUGUUCCGUGAGGAAGUUCGCUCUAAGCGAAUCAAGAAAAUCAAGAGCAAGGCUUAUCGUCGUGUGCACCGAAAGGAACGCGAGAAGCUUGAGCAGCAGGAACGCCAAGCACUCUUGGAAUCCGGUGUCGAUAUGGAUGAAGCCGAGCGAGAGCAGAACGAGCGCAAGAGAGCCGAGGCUCGUAUGGGUUCUAAGCACCGCGAGAGCAAGUGGGCCAAGAGCCUGAAAGAGACCGGACGCACCGCCUGGGAUGAGGAUGCGCGUAACGGUGCUGCUGACCUCGCGCUGAGAGAGGAGGAGCUACGGAAGCGAAUUGAAGGAAAGAGUGUUUCUCGUGGAGAUGAUGCCUACUUGGAAUCAUCAAGCUCGGAAUCCGAUGAUGAGGAUCCCUGGGCCGAGGAUGCUGAGGAAAUUCGGAAAAAUAAGCUUGAGCAAAAGCUUGCUGCACUGGAGGAUGAAGGGCCUGAAGGCGAAGACAAGGGUCCUCAUUCCAAGUUAUUCGCUAUGAAGUUCAUGCAGAACGCCGAAGCUGCUCAGAAAGAAGCAAAUGAUGCGGAACUCCGACAGCUCAAUCGUGAUCUGCAUGGUGAAGAGUCACAGUCAGAGGCAGAGUCUGAAGUUGGCCGUCGGAAGUUUGGUCAAUCAGCCAAAACCGAGACCAAGCCAAAGACCAAGGCUUUGCCAAAGAAUGAAUUUGAGGAAGCUGCCGACUCCGAUGACGAGCAGCGAGUGAUCGACUCAGAUCAGGAUAUUGAUAUCGUUACCAACCGUCCUGCGAAACAGAAGCCUGGUGUUUCUGGCUCCAAAGCCACUGCUGUGUCUUCCAAGAAGUCGUCUACUUCUCAGAAGGAUGCGCCAGCUGAGGAAGAGAACCCGUGGCUCGUUCAAACUGGGCGCAAUAACCGUCGACGAGAAGGUGCUGAUACGCAAGAAGCACUUGACAUCUCCGUCAGCGCCGAACAGCCCCAGGCUGUCCAGGCCAGUAGCUCUUCCAAGAAGGGCAAGUCCGCCAAGACAGUUCCCUCCAAGCGGCGCGCGCAAGAACAGAAUGACAGUGAUGAUGAGGAUAACGUUCCAGUCUUGCUCAAGAAUCACGACCUCGUGAAGCGGGCCUUUGCCGGUGACGAGGUGGUACAAGACUUUGAGCAAGAGAAGAUGGACACCAUCGAGGAUGAAGGUGACAAGGUUGUCGACAACACUCUGGAUGGAUGGGGUAGCUGGACAGGUGACGGCAUCAGCAACAAACAGAAGAAGAAGCAGAAGCGCUUCUUGACUACUGUUGAGGGUGUCAAGGCCGACAAGCGCAAGGAUGCCAAGCUGUCUCGGGUUAUCAUCAAUGAGAAGCGUGUCAAGAAGAACGUCAAGUACAUGGCCACACAACUGCCUCACCAGUUCGAGACCAAGUCUCAGUACGAGCGAUCGCUACGCAUGCCACUCGGCCCGGAGUGGUCGACCAAGGAAUCUUACCAAGAUGGCACCAAGCCUCGUCUUCUGAUCAAGCAAGGAAUUAUCAAACCCAUGGAGAAGCCCAUGGUCUAA
Molecule: messenger RNA, 2862 nt
Organism: Penicillium cosmopolitanum
Lineage: Eukaryota; Fungi; Ascomycota; Eurotiomycetes; Eurotiales; Aspergillaceae
Product: UTP14 family protein
Exons: 2
Coding region: 1-2862 (953 amino acids)
Biological process (GO): rRNA processing
Cellular component (GO): nucleolus; small-subunit processome
Source: RefSeq, a predicted model, not a curated record